UAUCGCUACGAUUGGCUCGCUCUGAAAAUAAAGUGCAAUAUUUUUUCGCUAAAAGUGCAAUACAUAUAUAGACCAUUUGCGGAUCUGUGCUACACACAAUGUCGCUGACUAUAGUGAAAUAUCGAAAAACAGCUGAUGGCGUUCAGCCCAUUACGCCCACCAUGAUAUUUAGACCUAAAAUUGAAGUGCAGCAACAGCAAGCUGUCAAGAAGAUAGCAGGCGGCAGCAUUGCGCUCGGCAAAAUACCUGCCGGAGCUAUCAUCAGGACAAGCAUGAAACGAGCCUCGACCAGCGCCACAACUCCAGCAUCUGCGUUGGUAAAGGCUCCCAAGUUUGUGAACCAAUCGAGCGGCGAUGGCAGCUCAUCUUCUCCCACGCUCUCCUGGCAAACGUCCUCACCGUUGAUCAACAUAAGAAAGGAAUCUUUAGGCGCUGCAAUUAGUUCACUGCCGCCCAAUACGAUUAUAAAAGCAACCACCAGACAGCCGWUAGYCACGUCCAACAGCCCAGCUGCGACUGCAGGCGCAAUGGCAUCAGUUCCAGCCGCAGCGCCCGCAGUCACAUCUGCCGUGCGUCAGGCGGUCUUCCUGAAACGCGAUAUGCCGCAGCGCACGAUGCGCAGCAUGACUCUGGGAUCCAUUGACAUGGCAUCCACAUUGCACCUGGGCGUGUCCAGCGCCCAUUUGCCGCUUUUCAAGCGCCACAUAUGCAAAUACGCAAAUCUCUCACAUCUCGACUGCUGCAUAGCACUGCGAAAGCUGCGCCUCAACGAGCCCUUUGCACUGCUCGCCGAAUUCUUCGAGCUGAGCGAGCUGGAAGUGGAGCAAACCUUUAAGCAUACGAUUGUCAAGCUGGCACGCUGCCUGCGACCCCUGAUUCGCUGGCCGGACGCCAAGCACUACUCUGAGCGCCUGAAGCACAUGCCGCUGGCGUACAGGGCGAACAUGUUGCAUGUGCGAUCGGUGAUCGAGUGCGUGGAGACGGAUUUGAGCGAGAAGCUGAACUUUGGCUGCGGCAGCUACAAGUUUAUACUGUGCCUCAACACGAAUGGUAUUAUAAGCUAUGUCUCGGACACCUAUCGCGGCGACUGCGAUGAUCUGCAAUUGUUUGAGGCUAGCAACUUCAAGGAUGUCAUUCCCAAGUACCUAACACUGUGCGCAGAGCCAGGCCAAGCCGUCAAGCGCUUGCCCAAGACUAAUGCUGACGAUAUCCUAACAGAUGAGGAGUACGAGGCACAGGACGAACAGGAGCCCAAGCCCAUAUUAAGCAAAUAUGAUGAGCAACGCCUGGCUGGUCAACUGGCCAGCAUGCAGUCUCUCUCCGUCUCGAAUGGAGCGCUCACCUCCACUCGUGCACCACAGCUGCAGCUGCCCACGUUGCGCGUGAAUGAGCCCGCCUGUCGCUCCCAGCUGCGCCAAGCGAUCGACACACUGCGAGAGUUCAAGAUGCUCGAUCACUGCGCCGUGCAGCACGCCCCUCUGCUGGGCUAUCUGAACGAGAUGUUGAUUGUGGCCGCUGCACUGUACAAUCUGCAGCAGCAGUAGGAGCAGCUGUAG
Messenger RNA from Drosophila arizonae, 1556 nucleotides. It is a transcript of the gene Camp, whose product is annotated as Cathelicidin-like antimicrobial protein. The record is from RefSeq and is a predicted model, not a curated record. NCBI's taxonomy places the organism in Eukaryota, Metazoa, Arthropoda, Insecta, Diptera, Drosophilidae.